AGGCGCUGGACCUGCUACUGGUCCUGGAGCCCCGGCUGCUGCUGGCGGUGCUGCCUCCCGGGGGCGACUGCCUGCAGCCCCUCACGCUGGCGGGGCUGGUGGAGACGGAGGCGGCGCUGUUCCUGCUGGUGCAGCUGAGCGCCUACCUGGGGGGUUGGCACCUGGUGCUGCCGGCGUCGCUGCUCAACUUCAGGACCGCCCUCUCCACGCUGCUUACCUGGCUGGCACAGCCCUCCCUCGCCAAGUCCUUCGCCGUCGACUGCCGGCCUCGCACCGGCCGGGAGGCAGCCCUGGCGGCGCUGCCGGCAGCCGGCAUGCCCUGCUCGGAGGGCUGGUUCAAGGUCUGCACCGCAGGUGCAGCAGCGGCGGCGGGAGCCGCCGCGGCGCCAGCAGGCGCCGCCGCCACCAUCCCCUCCGCCCCGUCCUCACCUCUGGGUGUAUCCGGCAUCCCGGCUGCUUCUGGAGGCAUCCCCAGCACCCCAGCCGCUACCCCGUCCCGAGGGCCGUCUGAGGGCCUGGGCGGCGGAGCGGGCGGCCCCAUGACGCCGGGUGCUGGCAUUGCGGUGACGCCGGUGCGGGCAGGCAGCGGGCUGGCUGGCAUGUCGGCAGGCGGAGCUGCUGCUGCCGCAGCGGGUGGUGGUGGUGUUGGUGGGGUGUGCAGUGAGUACAGCGCGCAGAUGGCGGAGAAGCUCUACUCGUGCGCUUCGCAUGCGUUGAUGUUCCUUGCAGCGUCGUCACCACAGCUGAGCGAGGGCGAGGCGGCCAGUCUAGGCCCCGCAUGGCCCCGACCGCGCGACCUGUCCGCCCUGCUGGACCAAUGCAUGGCCGCGUCCGAGGCCCUAGUCCACCACCACCCGUCUGAGCCUCUCGCGGCCGCCGCCCAAGCCCGCCGAGCUCAAACCCUGCGGCUCCUGGGUCGCGUGGGUCAGCUGUGCGGCCAGUUCCUAACGGUCCUGAACGGCGCGGGAGCAGGGACGGGAGGCGGGAUGGGAGGUGGAGGUGCAGGG
Molecule: messenger RNA, 1007 nt
Organism: Astrephomene gubernaculifera
Lineage: Eukaryota; Viridiplantae; Chlorophyta; Chlorophyceae; Chlamydomonadales; Astrephomenaceae
Source: the annotation of a GenBank genome assembly